UUUGAACUGUUUACAUCGAAAUGAAGUCAAAUAUCAUUACAUUUUUGUCCGUGUUAAUCGCUCUGUCACUGGUUGGCCAGAGUUUGGCAUGUGAUAUGAAGAAACAGAAUAAAACCAGUCGUGCUAAACGUGAUAUGAGUGACAUGGUUGUGCAAGGGGUUGCUACAGCCGUGGGCGUAAUUCAGCAGGGCGCAGCCAUCAAAGGGAAUUGGUCUGUAAAAUCUGGUGACAAGGAGAUGGGGCAUAGUUAUAAGGCGGGAACUGGAGAUGCAAUGAAAGAUGAGGAGCCAUCGAGUGAACGUCGCAAACGAAGCACAGAGAAUGAAAAAGUUGCAUUCAAACAUGGCAAUGUUAUGAGGGAAGAUAGAAAAAGUGGUGUUGUACGUGAAAAACGCAGCUCACAUCCCAAAUUUAUGCCAGUCGAAAUGGUUAAAUCUCUGGCCGAUACGCUUCUGCGAUCAAAACGACAGACUGAUGGUCAACAAAUGCCUGGAAUAUCUGGUGGUACCAGUGGUUCUUUUGUUGAUAGUAUGAAAAAAAUCUUCAACAGCGCAAUAGCAUUGGGCAAACAGUUGUUCGCAACCGUUCAACAACACUUUAAGGGACAGCAAGACGGACAAAAAGGAAAUGCUGAAACAAUGCAAUAAUUUGAUUUAGAUUUCGUUUCUUUGCUUCUUUCUGUGUGAGUGAUUUUGAAAUGCCAGAUUAAAACCUACAUUCAA
Messenger RNA from Sitodiplosis mosellana (orange wheat blossom midge), 722 nucleotides. RefSeq lists its product as uncharacterized. Lineage: Eukaryota; Metazoa; Arthropoda; Insecta; Diptera; Cecidomyiidae. The transcript has 2 exons. The coding region runs from base 21 to 647 and encodes 208 amino acids. The record is from RefSeq and is a predicted model, not a curated record.